AUGUCUAAUCGAUUGGAAUCAUUAAAUCCCAGAAAGCCAUUAUCUUCAUCUUCAUCUUCAUCUUCAGGAUCGAAAUCGGCGGCAAAAUUCAAACCAAAAGUCGUUCAAAGAAAAUCUAAAGAAGAACGUGCCAAAGUUGCACCUACAAUCAAACAAGAACCACAAACAAGACAACCAUUACCAAAUAGUAGGGGUCGUGGAGGUGCCAGAGGAAGAGGAGGACGUAAUAAUUAUGCUGGCACUCAUAUGGUUUCCAAUGGGUUUUUAUCUGCAGGUGCCGUCUCUAUAGGAAACUCUAGUGGUUCAAAAUUGGGUUUGACAAGUGAUAUGAUAUAUAAUAGUAAUGGUGAUUUAUCGUCUUCAUCAACUCCUGAUUUCAUUGCCAAUUUUAAAUCAAAACAAAAAGCUUCUACUCCUGGUGCUCAAUCUGAUGAAGAUGAAGAAGACGACGAUCCAACAAAAAUUAACAUGACUCAGAAAUAUCGAUUCAACGAAGAGGAUACUGUGUUAUUCCCAGUACGUCCAUUUAGAGAUGAUGGAAUUACUAGAGUAGAAAAUGAAAUUACUAUGCCUGAUGUUGAAAUCAAACAAGAGCCAAAUGAUAGUACUGCAGAAAGUACACCAAUGCCUAUUUCAUUAACUCAAAGUCGAGAAACAACUGUCAAGAGUGAAUUAAUUGAAGAAAAAAUAGAACAAAUAAAAGAAACCAAAUCCAAACUCGAAAAGAAAAUUGCUCAAGGUGGCGAUUCAUUUGUGUCAGAAGAAACUGAUAAAAUCAUUUCUGAUCAUCAACAAAUAUUAGAUAUCUUGACUGGGAAACUUGAUAAGUUAUCCACCAAAACAGAAGAUGUGCAUCCAAAACAAAAACAAAUGCAACAAGAUAAUGAUGAUGAUGAUAUCGAUGAUAUCGAUGAUAUUGACGUUGAACUAGAAAAUGAAAAGAAAGAAACAUACUUUGACGACCAAUACAUUUUAUUUCAACUUCCAAAGCAUUUACCUACUUAUAUUCAACCAAAAAGUGCUGUGAAAUUAGAACCAGGUGUGAAAUCAAUUGAAGUAGAUGAGCCGGUAACUGAAGAAGAAAUUUCAAAACUUGCCACAAAUAAUUCAAAGCUACGUGGGAAAAUAGGAAAUAUCAAUAUUCAUCAAUCAGGUAAAAUCACAAUAGAUUUGGGUAAUGGUAUUCGAUUAAAUGUGACUAAAGGUGCACCCACAGAUUUCUUGCAAGAAUUAGCUCUAAUUGAAAUGAAUCCUCCAUCAAAACCAGAAGAUAAUGAAGAGGAAGAUGUUCAAAUGGUGGAUGAUGAUGGUAGAUCUAUAACCGGCAAAGUUGUUCGCUUAGGAAUAGUAAAUGAUAAAAUUAUUGCUACACCUUGUAUACAAUAG
Messenger RNA from Candida dubliniensis CD36, 1386 nucleotides. RefSeq names its product DNA-directed RNA polymerase III subunit (gene RPC53). The record is from RefSeq and is a predicted model, not a curated record. Gene Ontology annotation, molecular function: DNA binding. Gene Ontology annotation, cellular component: RNA polymerase III complex. Bases 1 to 1386 code for a protein of 461 amino acids. Gene Ontology annotation, biological process: transcription by RNA polymerase III. The transcript has a single exon. Lineage: Eukaryota; Fungi; Ascomycota; Pichiomycetes; Serinales; Debaryomycetaceae.